GGAUGGACAGUUCAUUUAGUCACUGUGCGCCCACUGUGUGCAGAAACAGUGGUGAAUGAACGACAUAGUCCUUGACCUGGUGGGCUCAAAGUCAAGAGGGGCAGCCUGGGAAGAAAGCGAGGAGUGUUACUUUGGUGUGAUAAAUGCUGUUAGGGUGAGUACAUAAUCCUUUGAGAGCAUUGGGGAGGGCCUCCUAGUCUGGACUGGAGGUGUUGUGUUGGCAAAGACUUCUCAGAGCAAGGGAGUGAUAUUUAAGCCAAAUACCCGAAGGAGGAAUAGGAGUUAACCAGGUAAGAAGUGGGGGAAAAAUAUUUCAGGACAUUAAUUCUCUUGAGAUCCCAGGCUGCCUCCCUUCAGCAACUAUGUGUGCUUGGUCUUGACAGUUUAUACUCUUGAUGGUCUGUGGGAAAAAGAACAGUAGAUGGAGAGUCAGCAGAGCAGGAUUUUAUAUCUGGGUAAUUCAUUUCACCUUGCUGGCUGUUAGUUUCCUCCUCUGUGAAAUGGACGUUCCACCUGUAGUCCUGCCUCCCUCACAGGUUGAUUGUAGGCACUACAUGAAAUAAUGCAAGUAGAAGUGUGUGGGGCAUUGAAAGUGUGAUGCAAAUGUCAGGAAUUAUUAUGGUUACAGGAUGCAGUCAUCUGAGCGUGAGGGGUGUGGGCCUGAGGCCAGCCCCAGUGUGAUGCCUGAGGCUCCCCUGGAGUCUCCACCUGCCCCUGCCAAGUCCCCUGCCAAGUCGCCGGCAUUUGAUCUUUUCAACUUGGUUCUGUCCUACAAGAGGCUGGAGAUCUACCUGGAACCCCUGAAGGAUGCAGGUGACGGUGUCCGGUACUUGCUCAGGUGGCAGACGCCUUUGUGUUCCUUGCUGACCUGCCUGGGCCUCAACGUCUUGUUCCUCACUUUGAAUGAGGGUGCAUGGUAUUCAGUGGGUGCCCUGGUGAUUUCAGUGCCCGCUCUUCUGGGCUACCUGCAGGAGGUUUGCCGGGCACGGCUGCCCGAGUCUGAGCUGAUGCGGAGGAAGUAUCAUAGUGUGAGGCAGGAGGACCUGCAGAGAGUUCGCCUGUCUCGCCCCGAGGCUGUGGCUGAGGUGAAGAGCUUCUUGAUCCAGCUGGAGGCCUUCCUGCGCCGCCUGUGCUGCACCUGUGAAGCUGCCUAUCGAGUGCUGCGCUGGGAGAACCCCACCGUGUCCUCACAGUUCUAUGGGGCUCUUCUGGGCACGGUUUGCAUGCUGUAUCUGCUGCCGCUGUGCUGGGUCCUUGCCCUUUUAAACAGCACACUCUUUCUAGGGAAUGUGGAGUUCUUCCGAGUGGUGUCUGAGUACAGGGCAUCUCUGCAGCGGCGGAUGCAACCCAGCAAGGAAGAGGGUGCCUUCCAGAGCCCAGUGCCUUCGGAUGCUGGGGGGAAGGGUGUUCUGUCAGACUGCACACCUUCGCCUACGCCCACAGAGGACCUCACGCCAGGCAGUGUGGAGGAGGCCGAGGAGGCUGAGCCUGAUGAGGAGUUUAAAGAUGCGAUUGAGGAGGAUGAUGAGGGUGCCCCGUGUCCAGUAGAGGAUGAGCUGGCCCUGCACGACAAUGGGUUCCUGAGCAAGAAUGAAGUGCUGCGCAGCAAGGUGUCACGGCUCACAGAGCGGCUUCGCAAGCGGUACCCCACCAACAACUUCGGGAGCUGUACGGGCUGCUCGGCCACCUUCUCAGUGCUGAAGAAGAGGCGGAGUUGCAGUAACUGUGGAAACAGCUUCUGCUCCCGGUGCUGCUCCUUCAAGGUGCCCAAGUCUUCCAUGGGGGCCACAGCCCCCGAAGCCCAGAGAGAAACUGUGUUUGUAUGUGCCUCGUGUAACCAGACCUUGAACAAGUGAGAAGAGGGGACAGGGUCCAAGCAGGCGACAGUCCCUGGGCCAGCAAUGGAACCCGCUCUCCCUACCCCUAGCCCCAUGUGAUGUGUUCUGGGCAAAUGUGGCCCAAAUGCUAGGUAGGCUUCCCCUUUCUGUUCUUGCUGUUUCCAGCUGGGUUCUGGAGCUGUUCCCCACUCCUGCAGAUGGUCAUUAAUGGCUGCUUUCAAACCCCAGAGGGGAGAGGAGCCCCUGGAGGGUCUGGCAUGUUUGCCUUGCUCUGUCCUGGGCUGUUAGUAGACUUUCGCCUGGCCAGGGAAUAUAAGCUAGAGGGCAGCAGAGAGCCAUACCUCUGAGGAUCAGGGGUCUCUCCAAAGCAGGGAAUACUCUGAGACAGGAGAUCAGAAACUGGGAAAAGAGAUUCUUCCUCCCGCGGGAUACUGGGCCAAGCCUUUCCCUCUGAGAGUCUGCAGAAGGGCUUGGGAGUGCCAUGCUACAACUCUGCUGUUUGAAUGUCCCUCCAGGCACUAGGAUCUCAUUAUUUGCCCACCAGUACUUUUGGGCUAACAAGACCAAAAGUGUUUCUAGAAACACGGUUGAAGUUCCCAAGUUCCCCCAGAGGAGGACGUGUCUAGGAGGGCCUGGCAGAGUCCUUCUAUUAACUAGAGCAAAAUGUAGGGAACCCUAGGAGCUCGAAGGGCCUCAGCCCCACCUUGAAGAAACCUUGACUUAUAGAAUCUUAGCCCACAUGCUGCCCUGGUGUCCUCAGCCCUGGCUAAUAGGUGGCAGGCACUUAGAUUACUUCUCCCCCUGCUCAGAGCCUCGGGCACCCCUCCGAUGGCUCAGAGCUACAUUUCCCCUCCCCAGCCCCUUGUCCUUCCGAGUGUGAGACAAGGCAAGCAGAGCAGAGGUCCUGAAGCCUUGACCCUUGGGGGCCUGGGAAGUGCAUGAUCUUGCCAAGCUGGGUCUUAGGUUCCAGGGCUGUUCUCCAGCAGGACAGUCUCAGUUAUGGGCCAAUUGGGGUCCCAUCCUCUCUCUAGCAAUUUCAUAUUCAUUUAUGUGCUCUUCGGGGCUUUGUGUGUCUCUAAGCCAUGAGCGGGCUCAGGCACCCCUCCCUUCCUAUGGAGCUGCCCUGCCUUUUUGAAGUAUUUAUUUAUUUAUUGCUUGGUUCCUGGGAACAUGUGGCACAGGGAAUGGGCUGAGGAGGUUGGGGGCUUCUCCUGCCCUAGGAUGCUUCCCUGGAGUUGACUUAGAGCCCGUAGGAGGUGGAAAUGUUUCUAUACCCUAAGCAGGGACCCAGGAGGCAGGUUGGGGAGACAAGGACCAUCCUAGGCCAGCUUUCUCGCCAGGCCAACCAGUCUAGCUAGGGCUGGGAAGACAGGAGCCUGCUCCAGGCUGGUGAUGUGAAAGUCCCUGGGGAACCAGGUAGGCCUUGGUGUACCCCCUUCCUUGAGCUCCUUUGUCCUGUUUGGAGAUGAGAGUUAAGUACCCUGUGCUUUAUUACACUGGAGAGGAACUAAAGGACUUCUGUGUAUAUGGAGAAUUAUCAAUAAAAAGGCCUCAAGCUUCUUA
Messenger RNA from Miniopterus natalensis, 3401 nucleotides. It is a transcript of the gene ZFYVE27, whose product is annotated as zinc finger FYVE-type containing 27. Gene Ontology annotation, biological process: protein localization to plasma membrane; positive regulation of axon extension; endoplasmic reticulum tubular network formation. Gene Ontology annotation, cellular component: growth cone membrane; endoplasmic reticulum tubular network. The record is from RefSeq and is a predicted model, not a curated record. Lineage: Eukaryota; Metazoa; Chordata; Mammalia; Chiroptera; Miniopteridae. Gene Ontology annotation, molecular function: metal ion binding.